This is a messenger RNA of Eucalyptus grandis, 1794 nucleotides long. Its product is annotated as protein NRT1/ PTR FAMILY 5.2. Gene Ontology annotation, cellular component: membrane. Gene Ontology annotation, biological process: transmembrane transport; dipeptide transport. Gene Ontology annotation, molecular function: tripeptide transmembrane transporter activity; dipeptide transmembrane transporter activity. NCBI's taxonomy places the organism in Eukaryota, Viridiplantae, Streptophyta, Magnoliopsida, Myrtales, Myrtaceae. The record is from RefSeq and is a predicted model, not a curated record.
AUGAUGACAGCAAAGGCUGAAGAGAAAGGAAGUGCUGAUAAAGAUGAUUACACACAAGAUGGCACUGUAGACCUCAAAGGAAGACCCAUCCUGAGAUCCAAGACCGGUCGAUGGAACGCUUGUUCCUUCAUCGUAGGAUACGAGGCAUUUGAGAGAAUGGCGUUCUAUGGGAUUGCGUCAAACCUAGUGGUGUACUUGACGAAGAAGCUCCACGAAGGCACCGUGACAUCCUCGAACAAUGUCACGAACUGGGUCGGGACAACCUGGAUGACGCCCAUCCUCGGCGCUUACAUAGCUGAUGCAUAUCUCGGAUGUUUCUGGACUUUCAUUUACGCAUCCGUCCUUUAUCUCAUGGGCAUGUUGCUCCUAACACUGGCAGUGUCGGUGCCAUCGCUGAGGCCUCCGUCAUGGCCCGGGAUCAGAGAAGAGGAAUGCAACAAGGAUGCCUCGGCCCUCCAGAUAGGCAUCUUCUACUUGGCCCUCUACAUAAUUGCGGCUGGGACGGGCGGGACCAAACCCAACAUCUCGACCUUGGGCGCAGACCAGUUUGACGACUUCGAACCCAAGGAAAGGGCCCAGAAGCUCUCGUUCUUCAACUGGUGGAUGUUCAGCAUCUUCUUCGGGACACUAUUGGCAACCACAGUCUUGAUCUAUAUACAAGAUAACGUGGGUUGGGCAUUAGGCUAUGGCCUUCCCACGCUGGGGCUUGCAUUAUCAGUCCUAGUGUUCUUGGUGGGCACCCCAUUUUAUAGGCACAAGGUGCCCUCAGGAAGCCCGUUCACAAGGAUUGCUCAAGUGCUGGUGGCGUCGAUCAGGAAGAGGAAGUUGCCUGUUCCGAGAGAUCCAAAGGAGCUCUAUGAAUUGAGCCUCGAACAGUACGCGGAAUACAGGAAAUUCCAGAUUGAUCACUCUACUUCUUUGAGAUUUCUUGACAAAGCUGCGGUGAAGAUUGAUUCAAGCUCGCCGUGGAUGCUAUGUCCGGUGACCCAAGUAGAGGAAACCAAGCAGAUGGUCAAAAUGCUCCCGAUCCUAGCGGUGACAUUCAUCCCGAGCACCAUGUAUUCGCAGGUGCUAACGCUCUUCAUCAAGCAGGGCGCAACCCUGAACCGACACAUGGGCCCGCACUUCGAGAUCCCUCCUGCGUGCCUCACCGCAUUCGUCACGAUCUUCAUGCUCACAAGCCUCACCAUCUAUGACCGGUCCUUCGUCCCUGCCAUCAGGCGAUAUACCAAGAACCCUAGAGGCAUCACAUUGCUGCAGAGAAUGGGGGUAGGCAUCGUCCUCCACAUAAUCAUAAUGAUCACCGCUUGUCUCGCUGAGAGGCGGAGGCUGAGCGUCGCCAGAGAGAACGGUAUUGACGGUAAGCUCCAAAUAGUCCCUCUCACCAUUUUCAUCCUACUGCCACAAUCCGCCCUCAUGGGAGUCGCCGACACCUUCGUUGAAGUGGCAAAGAUCGAGUUCUUCUACGACCAAGCACCACAAGGCAUGAAAAGUCUAGGAACAUCUUACUACACUAGUAGUUUUGGGAUCGGGAACUUCCUAAGUAGUCUUAUUCUCAAGACGGUCUCGCAAGUCACCAUGGAACACAGCCACAAGGGUUGGAUCUUGGACAACCUUAAUAUCUCCCACCUUGACUACUACUACGCAUUCUUGGCGGUCCUCACGUUUCUCAAUUUUCUCGUGUUCCUUGUCGUGGCCAAGAUUUAUGUCUACAACGAGGAAGUAACCAUUGAUAAAGAGAAGGAAGCUUUGCCUGCGAAUCAAGCUAAUCAUGAGGCUGUGACUGUCGGAUGA